AAUAAUAAUAAUAAUAAUAAUAAUAAUAAUUCAGCAUUUGAUGAACAAAGAUGGGUGAUUAACAUCCGAAAAACCCUUGAAGAAGAACUUGAAGAAGAAGGAGGUGAUGAAUUUGAAGUACACAUAUUCAAUGUUCCAAAGCUUCUAAUGGCAAGUGAUCCAGAUUCAUAUGUUCCUCAACAAGUUGCAAUUGGUCCUUAUCAUUAUUGGCGUCCAGAGCUGUAUGAAAUGCAAAGGUACAAGGUUGCAGCUGCAAAAAGGUUCCAACAACAACACCUUCAAUGUCUUAAAUUUGAAGGGCUUGUUGAUCAAAUUCUCAAGUUGGAACGCAAGAUUAGAAGAUGCUAUCACAAGUACUUGGAUUUCAAUGGUGAAACCUUGGUUUGGAUGAUGGCUGUUGAUGCCUCAUUCUUGCUUGAGUUCCUUCAAAUCUAUGCCAUACAAGAAGGAACAAAGAUUCCUGGAGUUUCAUCAAGCAUGUCGCACUUGGUAGACUAUGCCGGCAAGAAAUCAGCACAUAAUGCAAUCUUGAGGGACAUUGUGAUGUUAGAGAACCAAAUCCCAUUCUUUGUGUUAAGAAAGAUGUUGGAGUUCAAAUUCUCAUCACUAGAAGCUGCUGAUGACAUGCUUAGCUUGAUCCUCCUAGGGCUAUUCAAAGAGCUCUCACCCUUCAAGACCAUGCAACAUUAUUAUCCAAACAAUGAAGUCUCAAAGAGUGUUCACAUUCUAGAUUACUUGUAUGACAUGAUUGUUCCAAGAUUAGACCAAGAAAUAAUUGAAGAGGAAAAUUAUUACCAUCAAGAUGGAGAGAGAGAUGGGAAUGAUGAUGAGAAAAUAGAAGAAGAGGAGAAAGGGAAUGUCAAGAAGUUCCUUAGUGAAGUUUGGAAUAUUCUUUCAAAAUUGAAUAAAGGGCCUGUGAGAUCAAUCAAAAGGGUACUAGUUUCUAAACCUCUUAAGCUUGUUGUUAAGUUACCAUGGCAAAUUAUAUCGAAUUUUCCGGGUCUUAAGCUUGUUAAAGAGCCUCUCGAGCGAAUGUUCUUCGCUCGAGAGAAAAGCGACGAAGAAGAUGAGAAAAAAAAGAAAAACGGAGGCUCGUCGAGUGCGAAAAGCGAAGAGCCUCCGUUGAUAGAGGAAAUCACUAUUCCUUCAGUGUCAGAAUUAUUGAAUUCGGGGGUUCGAUUCUCGCCUGUCAACGGAUGCAUAUCAAGUAUUAAUUUUGAUGCAAAAACAUGCACACUCUACCUUCCAAUAAUUUCUUUGGAUGUUAACACUGAAGUUUUCUUGAGAAACUUGGUUGCAUAUGAAGCUUCAAGUUCUUCAGGACAAUUGGUUGUAGCACGUUACACUGAAUUGAUGAAUGGGAUUAUAGACACUGAGGAAGAUGCAAAGAUUCUUAGAGAAAAAGGGGUGAUUUUGAAUCACUUAAAGAGUGAUGAAGAGGACCACUUGAAGAGUGAUUUGGAAGUUGCUAACAUAUGGAAUGGUAUGAACAAGUCUUUGAGGUUGAGCAAGGUUCCAAAAUUGGACAAAGUUAUUGAAGAUGUUAACAAGUUUUACAGUGGAACAACCAAGGUUAAGGUUAAGAAAUUCAUGAAGGUUUAUGUGUUUGGUUCAUGGCAGUUCUUGACAUUGUUAGCUGCCAUAUUCAUGUUGUUCUUGAUGGCAUUGCAAGCAUUUUGCUCAGUCUAUACUUGUAGUCGCUUUUUUGAAUCAGCACUACAAUCAUCUUCUAAUACUAGUAGUGGAGGAGAAUAA
This is a messenger RNA of Arachis duranensis, 1755 nucleotides long. RefSeq names its product putative UPF0481 protein At3g02645. Bases 148 to 1755 code for a protein of 535 amino acids. NCBI's taxonomy places the organism in Eukaryota, Viridiplantae, Streptophyta, Magnoliopsida, Fabales, Fabaceae. The transcript has 2 exons. The record is from RefSeq and is a predicted model, not a curated record.